UCAAAAACAUUAAAAAUAGUAAUGUUUCCAAACUUUUGACCUGUACUGUAAGGGGAAGCUAUCCAAUAUUUGUCCUGUCUUCCAUUCAUAUUAAUCAAAUGACAGUUUGAGAAAAUCUCUCACCGCUCUUGACUAAAUCACUUUUGUAACUAGAAUAAGAAGAAAAUAAAUAAAGACAGAAAGGCUGUACAUAGAGUAAUGGGGAAGACCAAACUUGUUCAUACCAAACUUAUCUUUAAAAACAGUGUACUUGAGAGAACUAUAACAUGACAAAGGCGAGUUCAAGUGGACAGCUGAUCAUGAACCAAAAUGGGUGUUUUUGGUGAUGAUGUGGUGACAGAGAUGGAUGGAGACACAGUCACUCUAAACACUGGUAUAAUCAAAAAAGAGCAUGACAAGUUGCUGUGGUAUUUUGAAGACACUCGCAUCGCUCUGAUCAAUGGACAUCCCAACACGAGCUGUUUAUAUGAUGGUGAAGACGGGAGAUUCAGAGACAGACUGAAGGUGGACUAUGAGUCUGGAUCCCUGAUCAUCAUAAACAUCACAACUCAACACACUGGACGUUAUGAAGCAGAGAUCAUCAGAAGUGAGAGUUCGGGGAAAAGACAAAGUUUAAACAGAAACCGCAAGUGUGAUAGCACAAAAAUCAUCAAAAAAAACACCAUCAGUCAUGAUGAUAACAUAAAAACUUUCAAUGUGAUCGUCACUGCUGCUCUGUCUGAUCAAGUCACAACUGAAGAAGAGCCCCGGAUGGAGAAGAGGGAGUCUGACUUGGGUUCAGGUCUGUCUUCAGCUGCUGUAGCAGGAAUUGUUGUUGGUGUUAUUGCUGUUCUGCUGCUGACUGUUGUAGCUGCUGUGAUUCACUAUCGCCGCAGGAGCUCCAGAAAUACAGAAAGGGAGAAAAACAAGUGUGAAGGACUAAUAAUUGAGGAAAGAUACUGCAUUGAAAACUGACAUUAGAUCACACUAAGGUUUUUUUUUUUUUUUUUUAAUCUGAUUCACUGAUAGAUGACAGAUUUGUCUGAAAAAAAAAAAAAGUUUGGGAAUUCCUGCACUACAUGAAAAAAGUGAUUGAAAAAAUGUUGUCCUAACUUUUAUCCAGGGGUGCAUUUCUCAAAAACAACUAUGGUUGCAAGUUCUUUUGUUACCAAUAGAGUUCAAUGGAAUUUACCACCACAGUUAGCUAACAAUACUUUGUUGAGGAAAUGCAGCCCAGAUCAAUAAUUACUGAAGGCCAGUGGAUGCCAUUGUGUGAGUAAUAUGUAAUGUAAUCUGUAAAAAGUAAAAGUAAUCUGAUUAUUAGGAGUUUAAAAUGUAAUAUAAUUAUAAGUACAAUUUUUGGGGAAUUUGGAAAAUUACAUGAAAAAUGAAUCAGAGAAACAUGACAAAUUUUGCAUUACAGGUACAUUUUGUGUCUUUUUUCCGUGAUCUUGUUUUUCUGUUUACAAACUUUUUUCUUUGUCUUUUUUUGCUUCAACUCAAAGUAUGUAAUUCAUAUGUAUGUACUUUGUCUGUAUGCAUGUGCUUUAGAAGACAUUUGUUCUGUAAAAUCUUUAUGGAGAAAAUGAACGAGACAAAUACUUCCAAAAUAAAAAUUAAUCAUGUCACUGUU
Molecule: messenger RNA, 1612 nt
Organism: Carassius gibelio (silver crucian carp)
Lineage: Eukaryota; Metazoa; Chordata; Actinopteri; Cypriniformes; Cyprinidae
Exons: 5
Coding region: 310-954 (214 amino acids)
Source: RefSeq, a predicted model, not a curated record